Molecule: messenger RNA, 1302 nt
Organism: Aspergillus saccharolyticus JOP 1030-1
Lineage: Eukaryota; Fungi; Ascomycota; Eurotiomycetes; Eurotiales; Aspergillaceae
Product: NAD(P)/FAD-dependent oxidoreductase
Exons: 2
Coding region: 1-1302 (433 amino acids)
Molecular function (GO): saccharopine oxidase activity; flavin adenine dinucleotide binding; sarcosine oxidase activity
Source: RefSeq, a predicted model, not a curated record
AUGACCGUCGACACUCCCUAUGAUAUCAUGAUCGUUGGUGCCGGCAUCUUCGGUGUCAGUACAGCCUACCACCUCUCGCUCCAAUCGCCGCAUCUGAGCAUCCUCCUCCUCGAUCGCAGUCCGGCCCCUCCAUCUCCUGCGGCAUCGACCGACCUGAACAAGAUCAUUCGCGCCGACUACUCUAACCCUCUCUACAUGACACUCGGCUUCGAGGCCAUCGACGCGUGGAAAUCCCUCCCCAGCUUCCAAGCAGCCGGAGUCCACCACCCCUCCGGCUGGAUCUGCAUGGACGAGAAAGACAGCGACAGCGCCAUCCGCAUCCGCCAGAACUUCCACCGCGCCGGUCGCGACGACUGUGUCGUCGACAUGACGAAGGAGGAGGUCCGUCAAGCCUGGGGUGGGCUGCUGCAACAGACCGAUUACUCGCCGUUUGCGACCUACUACUUCAACCCCUCGGCGGGCUGGGCCGACGCCGGCCAGGCGCUGCAGAUCUUGACGCAGGAGGCCGUGCAACGUGGCGUCCGAUUUGAAACCGGCGAGGCGCGGCGCAUCACGCGGGACGAUGGCUGCGGCGGUGCGCUCGGGGUGAAGACGGCGGACGGAACAGUCUAUACGGCCAACAAGAUUGUUCUGGCGACCGGUGCAUGGACGAGCCAGCUCAUGUCGUCCAUCGAGGAUGAGCUGGAUCUCCCGGACGCAGAUCGCGUCGAGCGACAGAUCACCGCUGCAGGGGUGUGUGUGUCACAUUUCCAGCUGUCGCCCGCCGAACAGGAGCGCUACGCUCAGCUGCCCGUGUUUGUCUAUGGUGAGCAGGGCGAGGUGAUCCCCCCCACGGCAGACGGAAUUCUCAAGUUCACGUCCGCUUCCUCCUUCACGAAUACCAUCCGGACUGCAUCGGGACAUGAAAUCUCCGUGCCGGUGGCCGAUCAGUUGCAGGUCCCGCAGAAGUUGCAGGAGGCGCACAUGAGGGAAAUUCGACCCCGACUGCCCGAACUGCUGGAACACGGACGUCGACAACCCGAGUGGUAUCGUCUAUGCUGGGAUGCCAUCUCCCCCAGCCAGCAUCCGUUGAUUACUCCGCAUCCCGACCCUCGGUUGGCGAAUCUCUAUCUCGCCGUUGGCGGCUCCUUUCACAGCUACAAGUUUCUUCCCACGAUCGGGCGGUAUGUUGUCAAUGUACUGCAAGGGGUGAGCAAUGGGCCCGAAAAAGACGCGGCGUGGGCGUGGAAGACGAUCCAACCGGCCGAGAAGGGGGUGCACGAGAAAUUAAUUCCCACGACGGAAUUCCGCGACUUAAUUUGA